Topomyia yanbarensis is the source of this 1468-nucleotide messenger RNA. RefSeq lists its product as uncharacterized. The coding region runs from base 13 to 771 and encodes 252 amino acids. The transcript has a single exon. NCBI's taxonomy places the organism in Eukaryota, Metazoa, Arthropoda, Insecta, Diptera, Culicidae. The record is from RefSeq and is a predicted model, not a curated record.
CCUGUUCGGCCAAUGAACGCUAAACUGGGGGUCGGGUCCAGCGUCAACGGGAAUCUCGUGAAGAACUUGAGAAACUCGGAGAUGCGAAGAAGCUCGGCGGCUGGCUUAACUGCAGCCUCUCAACGACCUCCAUUGCCACCAAAGAUUGAAACACGUUGCCACAGCUACGAUGGGCUACUGGGCGACGAUAAGAAACAAGCCACUGAAGGACAAGACAGGGUAGAUACCGUUAUACCCACCUCCCAAUCAACCAAGGAUACCGCUGAGCCCAUAAAACCUACUGAAGAAUCCGUUAAAGCUAAGAACCGACGAUCUCGAAGCAUGGACGACCUGUUCGACGAUGAUCGUGAUCUAGCCAACUUUCUGGAGAACACCCAAAGUAUGGAGAACUUACAGUCCGAAACCACUCCGGUUGAAUCACCGAUAAAAACCGUAGAAUCACCCGUAAAACUUAUGAACAACAUUUGUUUCAACCGUCGAUUCGUAGAACCUCCUGUUGUGGAGGACACGGCGGCCCGGACGGCUGAUACUGCAUCUCCAGAAUUGUGCUACGAGCAGCCCUGCGAAAACGAAACAAUCACGAUUGACAACACAUUGCCUGUACAUAGCAAAGCCAAGGAAAAAUCCGCUCCCGAAGACGACGUUCUAUCGACAAACUCUUCGUUGAAUUCAUUCGCUUCGUGCAGUGAUAUGGCCACUGGGAGUAAAAAAUCCAACACUCCGUUUAUCAACAAAUAUGUUAAGAAAGUGAAAUCACUGAUGAAAAAGUGAACAAACUUCUACGAACCUCUCGAAUAUCUGGAAGGAUGGGGGGAUAAUUCUCCAAAACGUGAUACGUUCGAGAAACCAAGAGCAUGUUUUACGAAUAUUUAACAAAAAGCUGAUUGUGAUCUUCUAGAACUAUUUUUUAAUGAAUAAUUCAUUUCUGGUAACAACGAAUAUGAAACCUUUUAAAUACUUUUUUCUACGAAAGUGUGUUAUUGUGUACCUGUACAGAAUAGUGUUAAUGCGUAGAUGAAUGUGAAGUUCUUGAUCCUUCUCUAAACCAGUAAAUUGCAUAAUGCUAUUUAUACUGCUUGUUGAACUUUACUGCUAUAGGUGUAGUAUGAGAAGAAAUUAAAUGAAUGUGAUUGUUUCGCGAUCGUGCGAGCGACAGUAAAAAGUAAAAUAUAUUAUUUAAAGACAAUGUUAAAUAUGUAAUCGUAAGGAAGCCCUAGUAUUUAUACCAUAGCAAUAGAAGAAAAAUUAUCAAUAGUUAGAAAGUCGUCAUAUUUCCAAUAUUUAUAACCACAAGUUUCAUCUGUUAGAAUUCACGUAAAGUUUUACGUUUCUUCAAGUAAGGUUUCCAAGCAAAGCUAGGUUUUAAUUGAUGUAAAUGUUAUAUCUAAUUGUAUAUCUAUAUUAUUAAGAUCAUAAUAGCUUAUCUGGAUAAUGCCUGCGACGACAUAAUUUAUAUGAUUGUGUAUGC